Acaulospora colombiana is the source of this 484-nucleotide messenger RNA. The record is from the annotation of a GenBank genome assembly. NCBI's taxonomy places the organism in Eukaryota, Fungi, Glomeromycota, Glomeromycetes, Diversisporales, Acaulosporaceae.
CGCACCCUUCGCUGCCAUUCGCCCCGAGCUUUUCGCCGAUAGAGAAACUCGAACCAAACCGACUUCCGCUCAACCUGGAGCCGCAAAGCCUGCCUCCAAACCUGCUCAACCCGCCGCCGCUGCUCAACCUGCCGUCGCGGCUAUUAAACCACAGGCAGCUGUCCCUCAAAAAAGCGCUCAAGCAGUAGUCGCUGCACCCGUUGCCUCCUCAUCUACUCAGCAACCCAAUCACUACCUCGAAUGGAUUGCUACCGUCACUGUUAGCGGUGACUUCAACUCCGACCCUAACGAGUGGUCCGUAGACCCGAACCUUGUUGGGAGGCACGCUGUCUUUGCCAACAACGUUGAGGAAGGCGUAGUGACAGGGACCGUCCCUCUCACGGCGGCUCUUGCACAACGCCUUGGACAAAACAAGAUCGACAAUCUUACCCCUGAAGAGGUUAACCCAUAUCUCCAAAAGGAACUUCAUUGGCGUAUUCAGCUU